AUGAAGGACGAAGGGGAAUUGAGAAUUACUUACGAAGAGAAGGAGCGGCUGCAAAAGGCAUUCAGGCAACACGAGUUCCGAGCGCUAUUUGAUGAUUACUUCGAUGAAGUUUCAGACGAAAAAUAUAAAAAGGAAAAGGAGGAGUAUCUUUACUCGUUAUACUUCAAUGGGGAGCUGAAGAAUAACCAGAUUAUCAUCGAGCCCACUGUAGCCUUUUGUGUGAAGACCAACAUUGUUUAUUCGAAUCAGACACAGCAGAAGAUGUUUUUCAAUAUUUGCUCACACGAGGGGAUGCACUGUAUGUCCUUUGAGGGGGGUGGGGGAGCCAAGUUGAGCAUUCCCUACUCCCUUUCGCAAAUGAGGCCAGACAAGACGGGAAAAGGAGCUUCGUGCCUUACCGUCGACUGCUGCACGAACCCCUCCACCAUAGACGCAGUGAGGGCGUACAACGAAAUUCUGAACUACCUUCUGGAAGACGUGUGCAUGAACAUUGAAAAAAAUAUACUAAAGGAUAAAGAGAAGAUAAGCCGAGACUUUAAAAUAUCCAACAGGAUGGUUUGUAAAGGAGGGAAGCCUUUUGUCCUGUGCAUUAACAAGGAGUUCUUAAGGCACUCGGUUGUGCUAGAGGUGCAGAAGAAGCUAGAGAUUAUGAGGAGUGAGUUUGAAAAGGCGCAUGACACCACGACGCCCUCGAAAUUGACGCAACUUACGUUAGGAAGUAAGGUGAAGACGGAGGUGCACGUGGGGAAGGACGGGGAAGCGGAUCUGCACGAAGCGGCAACGGAUGUUCAGACAGAGGAAAAGGAUAUGCAGGAAGCGGCAAGGGAUCUCCAGACAGAGGAAACGGAUCAGCAGGAAGCGGAAAAGGGUCGUCAGACAGAGGAAACGGGUAAGGAACGCACAAGGAAGACGCAAUUUUUUAUCACCUACCAAGGGUCCAUAAACGCAGCUUCCUUGUGGGGACAAAAACAACACCCCAAUGUGUUCAUAAGCUUACCAGAAAAAAUUAAAAUUUGUAUUUGCACUAAGGGGUUCGUAAGGAGUGAAAAUGUAGUGCUGCAUAUUGAGAAGAAAAGGGUCGAGGUGAAAUUUGUGAACUGCGAUGAGGAUGACGUGGUGGCUGAUCUGCCCUACCCAUGCAACGUGAAGGACUACUCCUGCGUCAUAAGAAGGGACAAGGAAACGGUUGAACUUUACCUCAACUUGUGCGAAGAGUUCGUUCAGACCUAUGCCAAGAGUUUGUAUGAGAGGUACUUUUGCAGCCAGGAGGCGGAGGUGCACGUGGCAGAGCUGGACUACAUCGACGACGUGCUGCGGGGUUACGAAUUGGAGGGCGCGCAGCGGAACGGAGUAAAUGCGGGCAAUGCGGUAAACGCGUCAAACGAAGCAGACACCCAGGUGACGUGCGGCGAGGAAGUGACCUCGUGCAAAAGCUGGGAAAGGGGGCAAACCAAUGCGGAGUUCCCAUCAGGGGAGGAAAAAACGAAGGAGCACACGAGCAGCGUAGAAGAAGAGAGCAUGCAUAAUGUCUUAUCCCCAAUUGAGGAAAAAGAAUUUUUGGACUUUUCCCAAGGUGGAGACAAUAUGAAAAGGGAACUCCCUCCUCCUCCUCCUGCUGCUGCUGCGUCCGAGUGUACAUGUGAGAAGGCAGAAAUGGAUGUGACGGAUGACACCACGCGAUUUUCUGAGGUAGGCAAAAAUGAUGAGGAAGGAAAACAGAAGGAACACAUUCAUUCCACGUUGGGAAGGAAAGAGGCCUCACUUGAGGAGGGGGAAAAUAUGUCCUCUGAUUAUGCCAGGAUAGAAUUCGUCCAUGAGGAUGCUGCGUUGAUAAAAAAUGGAGUGGAUCCCAAGACAGAGCAGUCAUCGACUAGAGCAGCAUGUAGACAUGUGGGAAGGAAAGCAAACAAACUGGUCGAGGAACGUGAAAAGGGUGAAAUGCUCACCAGCGAGGUGAACCCUAACGGAAGCCAGACUUUGCUGGACAUGCAAAUGUACGAGAGUAUGGACAUGGCGGGGUCCUUCUCGUGCGGGCUGUGGACGGCCUACUUGUAA
Messenger RNA from Plasmodium fragile, 2055 nucleotides. RefSeq lists its product as uncharacterized. The transcript has 2 exons. The record is from RefSeq and is a predicted model, not a curated record. Lineage: Eukaryota; Apicomplexa; Aconoidasida; Haemosporida; Plasmodiidae. The coding region runs from base 1 to 2055 and encodes 684 amino acids. Gene Ontology annotation, cellular component: cytoplasm.